Bactrocera latifrons is the source of this 2148-nucleotide messenger RNA. Its product is annotated as syntaxin-4. Gene Ontology annotation, biological process: vesicle fusion; intracellular protein transport; vesicle-mediated transport. NCBI's taxonomy places the organism in Eukaryota, Metazoa, Arthropoda, Insecta, Diptera, Tephritidae. Gene Ontology annotation, molecular function: SNAP receptor activity; SNARE binding. Bases 1054 to 1941 code for a protein of 295 amino acids. The record is from RefSeq and is a predicted model, not a curated record. The transcript is spliced from 9 exons. Gene Ontology annotation, cellular component: endomembrane system; synaptic vesicle; membrane.
GGCGCAUUCGCAAUCGCGACGCGCGCCUGCACAGCGCUGAGCGGCUGGCAAGCAAAUACCGCUUUGCGCUCGACGCGUUCAGUACACUUCUGACGCGCGUUUUUUGCGGCCGUCCGUCACGACGCACAGCUACCUCAAUUUUCAUUUAUUAUAAAACUACUUUAAUGUAUCGUUUUGCGAAAGUAGAGCGAGCGCGUACACUUAUCGCCACAGCGGCCGAGUGACAAGACAAAACUUAACUUAUCUAUCUAGUGUGGCGUAGUAAGGCGUAGACAAGGCGACAAUUAACCCUAGCAUGCGCCUGACUGCCACUACAGUCGUACAUACACAGCGCUAGCAUGCGCCGACAGUAGCAAGAAGAAAGAGAAAAAUAAACGAGCGUAAUGUAUGGAAAACACAAGUGAAUAAUCGCUUCAAGAAUUCGUUCUAAACGUGGUGGUGGCAAGGUCGAAAAUGUAUGUAAGCGUUUUUUAACACAAUAUACAUACACUUAUUUUUAAUAGAAUCUGAUUAAUUUUAACUCUAAAAAUAAUCACAGACUCAAGGAAGCUAUAUUCUAUACGCAAAUAAAGUCUAAAUAUAUGCAAUCGUCAGAAAGAUAAGAAAACUGAGGAAUAUGUGCUAUCAUUAAAAAAUAAAAGAUAUGACAAGUGACAAAAAGUGAUAUAAAUGGCUGUGCAAUAGAGUGUUUAUAUACACAAAAUCUAAAUACUCAUAAAGUAUAUAAAAAGUAGUGCAAAACACGAAAAAAUACAGAAAAUACUAAUAACAUUUGUUUAGAGUGGCAGCUGCUCGCUCCACGAGCGUUUUUUGUGUUCUUAUGAAAACGUCUCAGUUUUGGCGCAGUCUUAAAGCCAAAGUGUCAACAACGAGCGUAAAUAUUCGUUUCGUAACAAAAACGAAUUGGCCGUAAAAUACUAUCAGUGAUAACAACAGCAAGCGCUAACAACAACAAAAACAACGACGACGACGACGAAUUAACAACAGGAAAACAGCAAAAAUAUUUAAUUAACGACCGGCGCUGCCUCGAAUACAACAACGACAGCAACAACAAUGGUUAAAGACAGACUGCCGGAGCUGCUACAGCGCUCCAGCAGCGUGCUGUCCACCGUCUCCGGCACGAAUGGUUCGGCAUUAUUUCAGCGCUCCAGCAACGUCGAGCUCAAAUUCGCAGAGAUGAGUGCCCCCAUGGACGCCAUACUCAAUCCGUAUUCGGAGAUACGAGUACAAUUGGCACAAAUCUCCGCCAAUUUGGAGACAAUGAGUCGAAUGGUGCAAACAAUAAAUAUACGAAAUUUCAAUGAAAAGGAAAUGGAUGAACUGCGCACACAGAAUUUAAAAAUGGGUAAUCAGCUGAUGAACAAAUUCAAAGAAUUCAAAGCGAACAUGCCGCCUGAGAACGAUUUCACAUUGGAGGCGCGCAUGAAGCGAACGCUCUUCUAUGGUCUCUAUCAGAGUUACAUACAAAUAUGGACGAGAAACGAAGAGUUCCUGCAAUUAUACGAACGCAAGCUAAAGAAAAAUUUGGAAAUGCAUUCGAAAAUCAUGAACUGCAAUUCCACUGAAGACGAAAUUGAAGAACUGAUAGCAAAUAAGACGACGAACCUUUUUGUUGGCAAUAUUCUAGAAGAAACCGAAAAUGAACGACGCACACUUCGUGAUUUAAUGGAUCGCUUCAAUGAGCUUAAGAAACUGGAAAAGUCCAUUGAAGAUGUGCACGCUUUAUUCCUGCGUAUACAAACACUCGUAAUGGAACAGAGUGAAACGAUAAAUCGCGUUGAAUUUGUCGCGCAACAAGCGACGCACUUUGUGGAUAAGGGUCAACAUAAGUUGGAAAAAGCGGAAUCGCUGAAAAAGAGAGCUUUAAAGAAGAAGUUUUGGCUCAUUGGCAUCGCGUUGGCUGUGUUAAUUGUAUUAAUAUUAAUUGGUAUAUAUUUAUGAUCUAAAGACAAAUAUAUUUAUUUUAAAUACAAAACGCACGACACCUUUUCACUUCAACGAAGUUUCAAACCGGAACUUUUUGACAGUUAGCAAAGGAAGAGGAAAAAUAGCGGCAGUUGGUGAAUAACUCAGCGUCGUGUUGAAUAUUAGAUAUAGUGCUGCCACUUAUUUGGCAGAAACUUUGCUUAGCAAAUAUGAAAUAAAUGA